This is a messenger RNA of Heterostelium album PN500, 387 nucleotides long. Its product is annotated as thioredoxin fold domain-containing protein. The transcript is spliced from 3 exons. Gene Ontology annotation, molecular function: protein-disulfide reductase [NAD(P)H] activity. Lineage: Eukaryota; Evosea; Eumycetozoa; Acytosteliales; Acytosteliaceae. The record is from RefSeq and is a predicted model, not a curated record. The coding region runs from base 1 to 387 and encodes 128 amino acids. Gene Ontology annotation, cellular component: cytosol.
AUGGCUAAACAAACUUUGAGAAUUACAUCAACAGAUCAAUUCGAAUCAACUGUUGCCCAAGCUUUGGCCACCUCUGAUCCAGUUUUCGUUGUAUUCAUCUCUACUUUGAAUGAAGACGGUAUCUUCUGGUGUCCAGACUGCAGAGUUUCUGACCCAGUUUUCAAGAAAGCCUUCGAUGAAUUAGAAAACUAUUGUUUGGUUGAAUGUGCAAUUCAAAGAGAUGGAUAUAAAGGAAACCCAGAACACCCAUAUCGUACACACCCACGUAUUCAACUCAAGGGUAUCCCAACAUUGAUGUCAUGGAAGCAAGAUACUCAAUCAAAGUUUGCUGAAGACGAAUGUGGUAACUUUGAAAAGGUAUCAGCCUUCCUCAAAGCUAACCUUUAA